Molecule: messenger RNA, 966 nt
Organism: Colletotrichum tamarilloi
Lineage: Eukaryota; Fungi; Ascomycota; Sordariomycetes; Glomerellales; Glomerellaceae
Exons: 1
Source: RefSeq, a predicted model, not a curated record
CUUUCGAAAUAUGGCCUGGAUGAUUUUCUAGAGGGCCCUGAAGUUUUUGACAUCUAUUUCCAAACGUUCCCAGCGAUCUCAGGGCUUCAAAUUUUGUUGGAAUAUGCGGGUCGCCGUCGUUACCAAUCUUUUCCAUUCAGAAAAAGGCUGCAACAUUUCCGGACAAUAGUCUGGAGGGCCCCAGAUCGUCAGUUAUCUUUGGAUGAGUUACAUUUCCUACUGCCAGAGAUUAAGAAUCUCACCAUUGAUGAUCUCGUGUCAACACGAUCAAUGGGUUAUUGCUCCCUCUUUCACUCAUUGGCUUAUGGAUUAGUCCGCCAGUCUGCUAAGUCGUACGAGAUCGACCAAGAACCGAUGCCACAGAUACAAUGGUGCGGACUUCUCAGAACCUGCCUCCAACUUGACCCCGUUGGUCUUUCUCAUCUUGAAAACCCCGAGUUCCCCGAUUACGCAAUUGACAGAAUUCAAACCCCGUUCUCAUUUCUAAUUGAUAAUGCCCUUGAUUUGUUUGAUUUUUCACCAAGAGGUCGAUGGCCCUCAUUUUUCCAACGUAUGCAGAGGGGAAUGUCAGCUUGGCUGGAUGUUUUGACCUUGAAUGGAACUGAUCUCUUAGAAUAUGGGCGCAAAGAAAGACGGCUUCAUGAUGAAGGCCUGGUACUUCAGCAUACGUGUUACAAAAUUUCUCACCUGUCGCAUCGGAAACGUCUCCUUGGUAUUACUUAUGGAAAAUCGAAAGAUGAUUGGAGGUUUUGGUGGGUUGCCGAAUAUGAGCAUUUUGUAGGCGACUUUUGGGGGAUGGUUCAUCAGGUGGAUCUGGACGUGAAAGUCCCUGGCAGCUGGGUAGACGAGUGCGAUUAUGAUCAUUAUAGCCCCUAUCGGGAGGAGAGACCAAGAGGGGAAUUGUACUUCGAGGAGUACAUGCCGUUAGUAUGGUCUGAACAUCGGGAGUUAAAAGCACCGCUCUGA